Sugiyamaella lignohabitans is the source of this 2904-nucleotide messenger RNA. RefSeq names its product 6-phosphofructokinase subunit beta (gene PFK2). Gene Ontology annotation, cellular component: cytoplasm; 6-phosphofructokinase complex; mitochondrion. Bases 1 to 2904 code for a protein of 967 amino acids. The record is from RefSeq and is a predicted model, not a curated record. NCBI's taxonomy places the organism in Eukaryota, Fungi, Ascomycota, Dipodascomycetes, Dipodascales, Trichomonascaceae. The transcript has a single exon. Gene Ontology annotation, biological process: canonical glycolysis; fructose 6-phosphate metabolic process; fructose 1,6-bisphosphate metabolic process. Gene Ontology annotation, molecular function: ATP binding; 6-phosphofructokinase activity; identical protein binding.
AUGAGCGGAUCAAUCGAAGGAGUGUCGUUUCUGUCCCUAGUGACAUCGGAUGAGAAGCUGUUCAAGGAUACAUUGGCCUUCUACAAGAAACUUGGUUUUACUAUCUUCCAGGAAUAUCGUCAUAAUGCUCCAGUGGCCACUGCAGGAAUCCAGAGCAUCACCUCACAUGCUCAGGCAUCAAUUUCCGAGGAGUGGCUGACCAGUAUCCCAAUUAAUCCGAACAACAAUGAAGAUCAGGUUGAUAAGUCGCUUGGAGUUACUCUUAAGAUUAGAUUGAUUGCCAGUGGACCAUGUGCUGAAGACGUGGAUGCCAAAAUCAAGAGUUUUAUGAGACACGGUGAAGAUGGUGACUGGAGAGGAGAUGGUCCUUCUUUUGUGCUCUACUCAAGUAAUAUCCUUGAAGUUUCCAAGAUUCUGAAAGAUUCCGGGGCUGGCCAUAUCGUUCAAUCCCACCCGACAGAAGUUUCACCAGUUGAAUUAUACGGAAUAGAUCCUUUAGGUAACAUUAUUGGAUUCACCAGACGUUGCAAUCCCUUUACUAUAGCAGUCGACCCCAUUAAGAGAGUUCAUCAGGACGAAUUUAUUGGUGAGAAGGGUGCCAAUGCUGCUUCAGCACCUGGAUCGGACUCUGGAGAGGGCCCCAAGAAGAGAAUCGCUGUCAUGACUUCUGGUGGAGAUGCUCCUGGUAUGAAUUCUGCUGUUAGAGCUGUUAUUCGUACUGCCAUUCACAGAGGAUGCGAGGCUUACGCUGUUUAUGAAGGUUAUGAGGGUCUGGUAAGAGGUGGAGAUUACAUCCGUGAGAUGACAUGGGGUGAUGUCCGUGGAUAUUUGUCCAUUGGUGGUACUAGCAUCGGUACUGCUAGAUGUGCUAGGUUCAGAGAGCGCGAAGGAAGACUGGAGGCUGCUAAGAACAUGAUUGAGGCUGGUAUUGAUGGAUUGAUCGUUUGUGGUGGUGAUGGUUCUCUUACCGGAGCAGACUUAUUCCGUGCUGAAUGGCCCAGCUUGAUUGCUGAACUUGCUGAGAAAGGUCACAUUACUAAGGAACUGGCUGAGGAACACAAGCAUUUGUAUAUCUGUGGUUUGGUUGGUUCUAUUGACAACGACAUGUCAUCCACCGAUGCCACUAUCGGUGCCUAUUCAUCGCUCGAUCGUAUUUGUGAAAUGGUCGAUUAUAUCGAUGCUACUGCUCAAUCUCACUCACGAGCUUUCGUUAUUGAGGUAAUGGGUCGUCACUGCGGUUGGUUGGCUCUUAUGGCUGGUAUUGCUACUGGUGCAGACUAUGUGUUUAUUCCUGAAAAGCCUCCUAAGAAGGAGGGAUGGAGCGAUCAGAUGGUUAGCAUUGUUAAGAGACACCGUGAAAGAGGUAUGAGAAAGACAAUUGUCAUUGUUGCUGAAGGUGCUAUUGAUAAUGAAUUGAGGCCAAUUACUCCUGAGAUGGUCAAGGAUGUUCUUGUUGACCUGGGUCUCGAUACCAGAAUUACCACAUUGGGUCACGUUCAAAGAGGUGGUACUGCUGUAGCAUUUGACCGACUCCUUGGAACUUUACAAGGUGUUGAUGCUGUUGAUGCUAUUCUCAGUGCUACUCCCGAAACCCCUUCACCAAUGAUUGGUAUCAUUGAAAAUAAAAUCGUCCGCCGUAACCUAGUCGAAGCAGUUGCCUUGACCAAGUCUGUGGCUGAGGCUAUUGAGGCCAAGGAUUUUACCAAGGCCAUGAAUCUUCGUGACAGUGAGUUUUGUGAACAUUUGGAUAACUUCAUGCUCCUCACUAGUGCUGACACUGUGCCCAAGCACCCUGCUGAACACCCUCUCAACAUUGCUAUUAUCAAUAUUGGUGCCCCUGCUGGUGGUAUGAACGCUGCUCUCCGUGCAGCUGCUGCCUACUGCUUUUCUCGUGGUCACAAGCCAUAUGCCAUCCACAAUGGUUGGACUGGUUUGGCUCGUCACGAAUCUGUGCGCGAAAUCAACUGGCUCGAAGUCGAGCAAUGGGCCAUCCAGGGUGGUAGUGAAAUUGGUACUAAUCGUAACUUGCCAGAAGUCGACUUGGGAAUGAUUGCUUACUACUUCCAAAAAUACUCGUUCGAUGGUCUUAUUAUUAUUGGUGGCUUCGAGGCUUACCACUCUCUUCAUCAAUUAGAACAAGCUAGAUUCGCGUAUCCUGCAUUCCGCAUUCCUAUGGUUUGUUUACCAGCUACCAUCUCUAACAAUGUUCCUGGUACCGAAUAUUCCCUUGGUACCGAUACCUGUCUUAACGCUCUGGUCACUUACUGUGAUGUUGUUAAGCAGUCUGCCUCUGCCACGAGACAUCGUGCUUUUGUGGUCGAAGUCCAAGGUGGUAACAGUGGAUACGUUGCUGCUUACGCUGGUUUAGUAACCGGAGCUCACAUUAUUUACACACCUGAAGAAGGUAUUUCAUUCUCUCAACUUGGAGCUGACAUUGAGUUCUUGAAGAAAUGUUACAAAGAGGACCAGGGCCGUAAUAGAGCUGGCCGUCUGAUUGUUCGUAACGAAAAGGCAUCCAAGAUCUUCACCACUCAAAUGCUGGUCGAUAUUAUUCACGAGGAAGCCAAGGGUGCUUUCGAAGCUAGAGAAGCUGUCCCUGGUCACGUCCAACAGGGAGGUGUGCCAUCACCAAUGGACAGAAUUAGAGCCACUCGUCUGGGUGUUCAAUGCGUUCACUUCUUGGAAAACAACCAAAAGCUGCGUUCAUCACCAACUGCUGAGGCCACUGAUAUGUUCAGUGUUAUCGGCAUCAGAUCUUCCAAACUAGUCUUCACACCUGUCUCGAUCCUAUGGGAGACUGAGACCGAAAUCAAGACUCGUCGUCCAAACAAGGUCUUCUGGAGUGGCUUACUGCGCACUGCUGAGAUGAUGAAUGGUAGACCAAGAAUUGACAGUUCGAACUAA